Emericellopsis cladophorae is the source of this 3537-nucleotide messenger RNA. RefSeq names its product heavy metal translocating P-type ATPase. Lineage: Eukaryota; Fungi; Ascomycota; Sordariomycetes; Hypocreales; Bionectriaceae. Gene Ontology annotation, molecular function: ATP hydrolysis activity; copper ion binding; P-type divalent copper transporter activity. Gene Ontology annotation, biological process: monoatomic cation transport; copper ion homeostasis. The transcript is spliced from 2 exons. The record is from RefSeq and is a predicted model, not a curated record. Gene Ontology annotation, cellular component: membrane. Bases 1 to 3537 code for a protein of 1178 amino acids.
AUGGCUCCAAAAUAUAUUGCAGUGCCCUCUGGCGACAAUGGCACGAGCCAAAACGGACCUCCUUCGCCGCGAGCGGCGCACAUGGCCACAACUACGCUGCGCGUGGAGGGCAUGACGUGCGGAUCUUGCACAUCGGCUGUUGAAGCAGGCUUCAAAGGUGUCGAUGGAGUGGGCAAUGUGUCUGUGAGCUUGGUCAUGGAGCGCGCGGUCAUUAUGCAUGAUCCCGAAGCCAUAUCCGCCGAUGCCAUUCGCGAGAUCAUUGACGAUCGGGGGUUCGACGCUCACGUGCUGUCGACUGAUAUACAGAGUUCUACACCCGCUCGAGACGCAGAGCGUCGCAAAGACAAUGACGACCAGGCACUGGCCACGACGACUGUGGGCAUCGAGGGGAUGACCUGCGGAGCUUGCACUUCGGCCGUGGAGGGCGGCUUCAAAGGGGUUCCGGGCAUGAAGCACUUCAGCAUAUCGCUUCUGUCAGAACGCGCCGUCAUUGAGCAUGACCCGAGUAUUCUGACGCCAGCGCAGAUUGUUGAGAUUAUCGACGACAGGGGGUUUGACGCGACGCUCAUCGAUACUGUCCUGGAAAACCCACUGGCACCGACAAACGACAAGGGCCCGGCGGAACCUGUGGACGACAUUGCAACGACGACUGUGGCCAUUGAAGGAAUGACAUGCGGUGCAUGCACUUCAGCCGUCGAGGGCGGCUUUACCGGUGUGGAUGGCGUGUUGCGGUUCAACAUCAGUCUCCUGGCAGAGCGCGCCGUCAUUACUCACGACGUUAGCAAAAUCACAGCGGCGCAGAUUGCGGAAAUCAUCGAAGACCGCGGAUUCGAUGCCGAGGUUGUAUCCUCGCCAUCCGACGCUGCCCUCCAAGGAGUAUCCUCAGCAAACGCACAGUUCAAGGUCUAUGGUUGCCCCGAUGCAGCGGCCGCGACAGCUUUGGAGGAGGUCCUCAGGGCACUGCCGGGCGUCAGCGCAGCGUCCCUGAGCUUGGCCACCGAUCGCUUGACGGUCUCCCAUAAUCCUGGCAAGAUCGGACUGAGAGGGAUCGUGGAGGCCGUGGAGGCGCGAGGCAUGAACGCCCUGGUUGCGGACAGCCAGGAUAAUAGCGCGCAACUCGAGUCACUGGCAAAGACUCGCGAGAUCAACGAGUGGCGAACAGCUUUCAGGAUAUCCGCGGCCUUUGCCGUUCCGGUCUUCCUCAUUGGCAUGAUCCUACCCAUGUGCUUCGCCGCCGCCGACUUUGGUGGUUUCGAGCUUAUCCGGGGUCUCUUCCUUGGGGAUCUCGUCUGCUUGAUUCUCACGCUUCCCGUUCAGUUUGGAAUUGGAAAGAGGUUCUACGUCUCCGCGUACAAGUCGUUGAAGCACGGUUCACCCACUAUGGAUGUUCUUGUGAUCCUGGGUACCUCGUGUGCCUUCUUCUUCAGCGUGUUUUCCAUGGUGGUGUCCGUCACCGCGCCGCCUUACACGAGGCCGCACACGAUUUUCGACACCAGCACCAUGCUGAUCACAUUUAUUACCUUGAGUCGCUAUCUUGAGAACUCAGCCAAGGGGCAGACCUCCAAGGCCCUUUCCCGCCUCAUGUCACUCGCGCCGUCCAUGGCCACAAUCUAUGUCGACCCCAUCGCUGUCGAGAAGGCAGCCGAGGCUUGGGCCGAGGGAUCCAAGGAGCAAAGCGAUGGCAGCAAGAGUGCAGGUGAAGGUUCAGGAGGCUCUGCAUACGAAGAAAAGACCAUUCCCACGGAGCUGUUGCAGGUCGGUGACAUUGUACUCAUCAAGCCUGGUGACAAAUUUCCGGCUGACGGUACACUUGUACGCGGCACGACGUAUGCAGACGAAAGCAUGGUCACGGGCGAGGCCAUGCCGGUACAGAAGCGCGUGGGUGACAAUGUCGUCGGCGGAACAGUCAACGGCGAGGGUCGCGUUGAUUUUAGAGUCACCCGCGCUGGUAGAGACACGCAGCUCAGCCAGAUUGUCAGGCUGGUGCAGAACGCGCAGACAACGCGGGCACCCAUCCAACAGCUGGCGGACACACUCGCCGGGUACUUUGUGCCUACGAUUCUCAUCCUCGGUCUCAUCACGUUCCUCGGCUGGAUGAUCCUCAGCCACGUUUUGUCUAACCCUCCCCAUAUCUUCCUCGAAGACGCUAGCGGCGGGAAGAUCAUGGUGUGUGUGAAGCUUUGCAUUUCGGUCAUUGUGUUCGCGUGCCCGUGUGCCCUUGGCUUGGCCACGCCCACUGCCGUCAUGGUAGGCACCGGUGUUGGUGCCGAGAACGGGAUACUCAUCAAGGGCGGCGCGGCCCUGGAACGAACGACCAAAGUCACCCAGGUCGUCCUUGACAAGACGGGUACAAUUACGCACGGCAAGAUGAGCGUGGCCAAGGCUGAGAUCGACCCAACUUGGACCGACAACAAGUGGCGCCGGAAGCUGUGGUGGUCGCUCAUUGGCCUGACAGAGAUGGGCAGUGAGCAUCCUGUCGGCCGUGCCAUCCUGACGGCUGCUAAGCAUGAGCUUGACGUCGACGUCGACGGUACCAUUGAGGGCAGCAUUGGCGACUUCAAGGCUGCUGUGGGCCGCGGUGUGGACGCCCUGAUUGAGCCUGCUUGCUCCGCGGAAAGACAACGCUACCGAGUGCUUGCCGGCAAUGUACGCUUCCUCACGGAAAACCAUGUGGAUAUCCCACAAGAUGCCAUUGAGGCUUCCGAACAGCUGAAUGCAUCAGCCGGCAAAGCCCGCAGCAAGUCGCCCACCGCUGGCACGACCAACAUCUUUGUCGCGAUCAACGGUACCUAUGCCGGGCAUCUCUGCCUGGCCGACACCAUCAAGGACGGUGCCGCUGCUGCCAUCUCUGUGCUGCACCGGAUGAAGAUCAAGACAGCCAUCGUCACUGGUGACCAGCAGUCGACUGCAGUCGCCGUGGCCGCCGCGGUCGGGAUCCCCGCUGAGCACGUCUACGCCGGCGUGAGCCCCGACCAGAAGCAGGCCAUCAUCAAGCAGAUCCAGGCGCAGGGCGAGAUUGUGGCCAUGGUUGGCGAUGGCAUCAACGACUCCCCGGCCCUCGCCACGGCCGACAUUGGCAUCGCCAUGGCGUCCGGCACCGACGUGGCCAUGGAGGCGGCCGACCUCGUGCUGAUGCGGCCCACGGAACUCAUGGACAUACCCGCGGCGCUGCACCUCACGCGCUCCAUCUUCCGACGCAUCAAGCUCAACCUCGCCUGGGCCUGCAUGUACAACGUGAUUGGCCUGCCCAUCGCCAUGGGGUUCUUCCUGCCCCUGGGCCUGCACAUGCACCCCAUGCUGGCCGGUCUGGCCAUGGCCUUCUCCAGCGUCAGCGUCGUCGUGUCAAGUUUGCUCCUCAAGUCCUGGCGGCGGCCCCGGUGGAUGGACGAGGCUGAGGCCGCGCACAAGAUGCCUGGUGGCAAGUUGCGAUGGAUGAGCGGUGCGGGCUUGAUCGGGUGGGUGCGCGAGAUGCUGGGCAGUCGCCGCGCCAAGGGGGAGGAGGGCUAUGUGCCGCUGGAAAAUGUCGAUGCGGUCUAA